Pelobates cultripes (western spadefoot toad) is the source of this 157-nucleotide messenger RNA. Lineage: Eukaryota; Metazoa; Chordata; Amphibia; Anura; Pelobatidae. The record is from the annotation of a GenBank genome assembly.
AUGACCAAGUCGGUCACCCAAGCUAUAGUCACGGCUAUGGGGGCGAUGUCUGAAACCCUGACACAAUCCAUUAGUAACGCCAUACUGGCGUCUAACAACCAUCCCAGCGGCCUCCGCCCCAUGGCCCAACCUGACAAGCCUGUGCCCUUCAGUGGCC